Molecule: messenger RNA, 1505 nt
Organism: Pelagomonas calceolata
Lineage: Eukaryota; Pelagophyceae; Pelagomonadales; Pelagomonadaceae
Source: the annotation of a GenBank genome assembly
CUUUUCACAGCGCUGGCUUGUCGAGGUACAGCUGUCCGGAGGCCGCAUCGGUGGUUGAACGGACGCACGGAUCGCAGCGCUCGGCGCAGCGGCAAGCGCAGGUAACGCCGACGACGUGUGCCCUCCAACAACGAGUAUGGACACCGCGUACCUGCUACUGCGCUACGCGGCCGCGCUCGUAAUAAUCAUGGUCACGACCCGCAUCCGACGGCACCUGCGACGCAAAAAGGUCGUCGCCUUCCUGCACCCCUACGCGGCCCAGGGCGGAGGUGGCGAGCGUGUGCUGUGGGUCGCGGUCGCCGCGUUGCGCAAGGCGCGGCCCGACGUGAGGAUAGUGAUCUACUCCGGCGACGGGCUCUCCGCUAAAGAACUUGUAGCGCAUGCGCGCGAGCGGUUUGGUGUUGCGGUGCCGGACGUCACCAUACAACCCGUGUGUACACGACGAUUAACAAACGCCAAGACGUGGCCCGUCGCGACGAUGGCGGGGCAGGCGUUGGGAGCGAUGAUUCUGGCCAUGGAAAGCGUCCUGCGAACGCCGCCCGACGUCCUCGUGGACACGACGGGGCUCGCGUUCGGCGUACCCCUCGCCAAAUUGUUGGCAGGCUGCGCGGCGGCGGCCUACGUGCACUACCCGGCCGUGUCGCAGGACAUGCUCGAUGCUUUGGAUAGGCCGGCGUUCAACAACUCGAAACGCUGGGUACGGCUACGGCGCGUCAAGGCCGUCUAUUACCGGCUGCUCGGCAAAGUAUACGGGUGGUGCGGCCGGCGCCACGACGUCGUCAUGGCGAACUCGUCGUGGACGCGCGGCCACAUCCAACAAGUGUGGGGCCGCGGCGCUUUAUUAGCUUACCCGCCGUGCGGCGCGAUGAAGGGUAUUACUAGAAAAGAGACCGGGAAAGUCACCGUCCUGUCGCUGGCCCAGUUCCGGCCCGAGAAGGACCAGAUGAAGCAGCUCGAGGCCUGGGCGUUGUUACCUCCAGAAACGCGGCGGAAGGCCAAACUCGUGAUUGCGGGCGCCGUCCGCCAUGCCGACGACCAGCGCGUGUUGGAUGCCCUGAAGCGACAAGCAGUAGGUAUGGAUGGCGUCGAGUUCCUCGUGUCCGCGCCACGACAUGAAAUCAUGGCGCUGCUCCAGACGGCGUCGGUCGGGCUGCACACGAUGCGAUUGGAGCACUUCGGAAUUGCGGUCGUCGAGUUCAUGGCCGCUUCAUUGGUAGUUGUGGCCCACGCGUCGGGCGGGCCCUUGCUGGAUAUCGUUGGUACUAGUGGAGAGCGCGGCUUCUUGGCGACGGACGCGCGUGACUACGCGGCGAAGCUCUCGUCAAUAAUCGAGAUGGACGCGUCUUCACGUCGAAAAAUUGGGGAGAACGCGAGGGCCUUUGUGGCGGAGCGGUUCUCUGAUUCUGCUUUCGGGCGGACGUUCGUGUCGGCCCUCGCUGUGUUGUUGAACCCUGCUAGGCCGCCGGCGGCCGCGACGGUGCUCAAGGGGGGGCUGAAUUAGGUUG